CCACGUGUGUGCCUUAGGAAUUGGUAAAUCUGUAAGCAAAUGAGAUGGGUUCGAAUCCGGUGGAGGGUAACAAAAUGUGAAAAUGCACAUCCCAAAUAAGGCAACGCGGUUUUACAACUACUUAUCUGGAACGAACAAGGCGACACAAAUUUUGAUCACCAUCAAUCUCGAUCAUUUCGUGAUCGAAAUAUAGCGAAUGGAAUUAAAAUGAGUUGUCUACAUCGGAUUGAUAAAUAUAUUAAUUGUCAUCACGGAUGCCAUGGCGUCCAAGUUAUCAGUUUUUAAACUCCCUGGCGGGCGCAUAUUUACUCAGUUUGGAUUCGAUUCUAUAUAUUAGUAUUCUGGAUUUUGGCUUUGGAGCUCUGGUUUUUAAUAGUAAGAUUUGGUCUACUUCUCGAUAUGUUUUGGCGGACCCUGCUUCGUUUCUGUGCCGUCGUUCAUGCCGGCUUCUUGGCGCCUAUUUCUUUCCAAUGCUUUGUUUAGAGGAUUUUGCAAUUGGCGCCAUUGUUUGCUUAAAACACCCGUUAAUCUCAUAUUGUUUAUAUAAUAUUUAGGUUUGCCCGGGAUGGGUUGCAAUUGGUCACGGAGAUCUAGCAAAGAAGAGUCUCCUGCAGUUGUACCACCUGAUGUAGUACAAGGCCGACCUGUUGUAAGUUUGUUUGGAUCUGAAAUAUGCCCUUUGACAUCUCGUAUUAGGAUUGCUCUGCAAUACAAGCAAAUCCAUGUUCGGAACUUUAGCGUGAACUCUGAGAAUGAGAUUCAAAAUAAUAAGUUGGAUAUGCUUGCUACCAUAGGCCCAGAUAUGAAGUUUCCCAUCCUCAAGUCUGGGAUGGAUAUUCUUUUUGGCUCAUCUGAUGUCAUUUUGAAGUAUAUUGAGGCGAAAUUCCCUACCCCACCUCUUGUGCCUGAUGGACCUUUGGCUGAUAUUACACAAAAUUGGGUGGUUUAUGUUCGAGACAUUUUCUCGCCAUUAAUGACAGAAAUCCUUUAUGAUGGUAACAUAUUUGUGCAGAAAGAACUCCUGCUUAAGCUCGAAACAGCGUUUGCAAGAUUGAAUGGGGGAAUAAUGGAAUACAGUAACAGGGGACCUUAUUUUCUUGGUAAUCAGUUCAGUCUGGUGGAUGUAUAUCUUAUUCCAUUUCUUUAUCUGAUUUUCCCAUUGCAGCAUUUUAGAGGUGUGGAAAUCAGCUCAGAGAAUUUGCAUUUGCAGAAAUAUAGCAGGCAGAUGUUGAACUUCCCCUGUUAUUCCGUUGUUCGAGUAGACUUGGACUUGUUACAGAAAUCUGUAGCCAAAACCUUGGCUGAAAAGAGACCGCCUCCGCUUGUGAUACUGACAAUUCUGCAGCAUAAGAGUAUAUUGUGCCACAUGGAGAAGCUUGUUCGCACUGCAGAUGAUCUAGUUGCUGCCAAACAGCAGGGGUAUAGGGUUGUAGACCCCGCCAAGGGAAGUAUUGGCAUGCAAUUAAAGAAGUUGUCAAAAGGUUAUGCACAGCUUGUAGACUUGAUGCAGGAACAUGCCCAAAUGGAAGAACGAAUUAUUUUCCCUGCUCUGGAAACUGCAGAUAGAGGUAUCACUAAAGUUGCAAAUGAUGAACAUGCACGAGAUUUGCCAAUAAUGAAUGGUAUCCGUGAAGAUAUAAAAACAGUCCAUGUUCUUGAAGCUGGUAGUCCAGACCGAAGUCAAGCCCUUCUUAGGCUGUCUGUAAGGCUUAGAACUCUUGAGGUUCACUGUAUGGAACAUUUCAAGGAAGAGGAGGAAAGUCUACUUCCACUCCUAGAGGCUGCAAAUUUGGGAAAUAAAGAACAAGAAGACCUACUAGGCAGCUGUUUCACCGUGAUGGAAUUAUCACACGCAGGCCUCUUCCCGUACCUGUUGUCAGGGUUACUUCCUCAUGAAAUUCAACAGUACUUUGAGGUGGUUCUAAGGUGCAAGGAAAAACAUAAAAUCAUGCAAAUGAUUCAGUCGCUUCAGCUGCCCAAUGAUGAAUCUAGAGCUGCUCUAGGCAUAGUUCAAAACAGGAUUCCCAGUCUUGAAGAAUUUGAUAGUAGUGCAUAAGGAUGUUGUGCUUAAAAACCAAUAUUUGCUGGGUUGCUUAUAUUUAUGUACUUCGUCGACCAGGGUCUCAGGGCAAGUCCACUUAUAAUUGGCUGAGAAGCUGCUUUGAACCACCAAACUCUAUUGUAAUGAGUGCUCUAAACUGUGGAAGUGUACAGUAAGUUAAGAUUGACUGUAUUUUGGUGAGUUAUAGAGGUUCUCUAAUUUUCCUCAAUUAGGUUGAGGACGUGACAGAUUUUCAUUUCAUCCCAGGUUCAGAUUUUAUAGACAAAGCAGCAGAUAGUUAAUAAACGAGGUCCUAAACAAGUGCAAUUCACGCACUUGGCAACCAUAUUGCAGAUUUAGGGUUCAUUAUGAUUAAGGAACUUCAACCAUCAAUGAUCUUUGAUGUGUCAAUCCUUUGUGAUUUUCACCUCACCUGGUAUUUAUAAUUCUGAGCUUGCAUAACAUCAUCUUUCUGAUAUUGUCGAUGUACUUUUUCACCUCAACUGUCCAUGUACUUUUGUGAUCUUGUCAAUGUAUUUAUACAACUGUUACAUAAAGCUUCAGCUUCUUAUUCUCU
Molecule: messenger RNA, 2618 nt
Organism: Cryptomeria japonica (Japanese cedar)
Lineage: Eukaryota; Viridiplantae; Streptophyta; Pinopsida; Cupressales; Cupressaceae
Exons: 4
Coding region: 566-2056 (496 amino acids)
Source: RefSeq, a predicted model, not a curated record